Gopherus flavomarginatus (Mexican gopher tortoise) is the source of this 1916-nucleotide messenger RNA. It is a transcript of the gene TFB1M, whose product is annotated as transcription factor B1, mitochondrial. The coding region runs from base 653 to 1690 and encodes 345 amino acids. The record is from RefSeq and is a predicted model, not a curated record. Gene Ontology annotation, molecular function: mitochondrial transcription factor activity; rRNA (adenine-N6,N6-)-dimethyltransferase activity. Gene Ontology annotation, biological process: rRNA methylation; transcription initiation at mitochondrial promoter. Lineage: Eukaryota; Metazoa; Chordata; Testudines; Testudinidae. Gene Ontology annotation, cellular component: mitochondrial matrix. The transcript is spliced from 8 exons.
GGUUUGGCACCAGGGCUCGGGACAUCGGAGUUCACGUAACUCAUGUGGUGGCACAGACAAAGCAAACCUGGGGCAAGGAAAGGGCGGGCGGAACCCAGCUGUACCCGGCAGCAGAACCCACCGCCCGGCGGCGCCGCCACACGCACAGCAAGAACCAUCCGGCGGCUCUAGCACAACACCGCGACGCACUACUGCGCCUGCGCACUGCGAGGCCAUGACCCUGAAUCAGCCUGCGAGUAGGAAGCGCAUGCGCAACAGGUGGGGGAAAGAAUAUGGAUAACCACUAGUGCGCAUGCGCUCUAAAACCGCUUCCUCUCCGUAGGGAGAUGACGCAUGUGAGACCCUCUCCAGACCCGGGAAGGCGGAGUGGAACGCUGAGGUUGACGGCGAGGCGCAUGCGCUAUAGGGAGACACACCCCCCCCUCGAUUGCAGGAUUGGGCGCCGAAAUUCUGUUUCCGGUUAGCUUUCCUCCGUAUCCGGGUCACUGCGCCGCGUGGCUGUUGUUACUGAUUAACGCGCUAAUAAAGUUACACUUAAAAAAAAAACCUGCCAGCGGUCGCCUGACUCUCGCGCGCGUGUUCUCGCCCGGCUGCGCUCCGAGCCUCCACGCGACAACGGCGCUGCCGGAGCAAGAGUUAACAGUCUUGGCCAAUGGCUGCUUCAGGAAAGAUGGCUGCUUUCCGUCUACCUCCUCUGCCAACUGUUAGAGAGAUUAUUAAACUGUUUAAUCUCCGAGCACAAAAGCAGCUAUCCCAGAAUUUUCUCCUGGAUUUGAGAUUGACAGAUAAGAUAGUAAGACAGGCUGGCAAGCUGAAAGAUGCCCAUGUCUGUGAGGUGGGCCCUGGGCCAGGAGGAAUUACAAGAUCCAUUCUCAAUGCUGAUGUUGCUCAACUCCUGUUAAUUGAAAAAGAUACUCGAUUUAUUCCAGGACUGCAGAUGCUGUCUGAAGCAGCUCCCGGAAAAGUGCACAUUGUUCAUGGGGACAUUUUGACAUACAAGAUGGAGAGAGCUUUUCCAAAACACCUUCAAAAGAAGUGGGAAGAUGAUCCACCAAACGUGCAUAUCAUUGGAAAUCUGCCGUUCAGUGUUUCAACUCCUCUGAUCAUCAGGUGGCUUGAAAAUGUUUCCAGUAGAGAUGGACCUUUUGUUUAUGGCAGAACUCAGAUGACUUUGACUUUUCAGAAGGAAGUGGCAGAGAGGCUCACAGCCACCAUAGGAAGCAAGCAACGUAGCAGACUGUCCAUCAUGUCUCAGUACCUCUGCACUGUUCAAGACUGUUUCACAAUUCCAGGUCGAGCCUUUGUUCCAAAACCAGAGGUGGAUGUGUCAGUAGUGCACUUUACCCCUUUGGUGCAACCAAAGAUACAGCAACCCUUUAAGCUGGUGGAAAGGGUCGUUAAAAGUGUUUUUCAGUUCAGAAGAAAAUACUGCUGUCGGGGAGUGGGAAUCCUGUUUCCAGAAGCUGAACGCUUGGAAAAAAGUGAACAGAUGCUGAUGUUGGCAGAUGUGGAUCCAAUUCUGCGUCCAGCUCAGCUCUCCAUUUUACAUUUUAAAAACCUGUGUGAUGCAUACAGGAAAAUGUGUGAUGAAGAUACAAACCUUUUCAGUUACAACUACAGGGAAGAACUGAAGCAGAAGAAGAGAACUAGAAAAAAAAGAUACUUGGAGCAGUCUGAACAGGGAGACUAGCUCUAACAAAUCAGGCACACACUUUUUUUUUUUUUAGAUGCACAGUCUAUAAAAAGGCGACUGUUUUCAAGAUUACACAUCUAUAUAUACACACUUUGUUGAAAUACUGGAGGAAUAGGGCGAGGGUCCUAUCUUCCUUAUUUAUUCCAUUCUGCUAUACAGAAAGAGGAUGCCCUGAAUAUGGGAUCCUUAACCUGCUAAGGUUCGGUGUAUUUUCCACUCUACC